Striga hermonthica is the source of this 513-nucleotide messenger RNA. NCBI's taxonomy places the organism in Eukaryota, Viridiplantae, Streptophyta, Magnoliopsida, Lamiales, Orobanchaceae. The record is from the annotation of a GenBank genome assembly.
AUGGAAGUCGAAAACCCACACGACAAGCGGAAAAAUCCGGUACUCAAGAAGCUCGGGAGACUUCUAACCCGGAAAAAUCAAGACGUGUUUUCAAAGAGCCGAUCGUGGCACAGCCGAACGCCGGUGGAGAACAAACGCCACAAAAAGAUGAAAAACAAUACACCGAGAGGGUGUUUCUCGGUUUACGUGGGGCCCGAUAAGCAGCGGUUUGUGGUGAGGGCCGAGUCGGCCAGCCACCCUCUGUUCAGGAUGCUGCUUGAAGAUGCUGAGCUGGAGUAUGGUUUUGAAAGCGGGGGCCCUUUGCUCAUUCCAUGUGAGGUUGAUCUCUUUUGGAGGAUCUUGGCGGAAAUGGACGGCGGGGAUGGGCCGGGUGAGUAUGAGUGUAGUUUGGGCCAUGGGUGUGGGAGCCCGUUCAGCCCAGCUAGGCGUUUGGGUAAGAGUGAGAUGGGUAGAGGUUGGGGAUCUUAUGGGCUGCUCACGCCGCCCCGCUCGCUUAAGAUUAACAACUUUUAA